Molecule: messenger RNA, 699 nt
Organism: Mytilus californianus (California mussel)
Lineage: Eukaryota; Metazoa; Mollusca; Bivalvia; Mytilida; Mytilidae
Product: calmodulin-like
Exons: 5
Coding region: 87-557 (156 amino acids)
Cellular component (GO): myosin II complex
Molecular function (GO): calcium ion binding
Source: RefSeq, a predicted model, not a curated record
UCAAUUUAAAUGAUUUAUUGUUUGAUAUUUACUGCGACAAAUUUGAAAAAAUGUCAAACUUUGAAGUUACAUGUACCAGCUAAAUCAUGGCAGGACUUUUAACAAAGGAAGAAGAAAGAGAAAUCAGAGAAACUUUCGCCUUGUUUGAAGCUGACGAAACUGGGAAUCUAUCAAGAGAUGACGUAGCAAAAGUUGUACGUAGUACAGGUUGUAAUCCUACAGAAAAAGAACUGUUAGAUAUGUUCCAGGCAAUAGACUCCGAUGGUAUGGAAAGUGAUGGCAAAAUUGAUAUAAAUGACUUUUUAUUAUAUUAUGCGAAAAAGUUGCAUGACCCAUCGAGAGAUGAAGAGGAAGAAGCAAAUGAAGCAUUUAAACAGUUUGAUCUGAAAGGAGAUGGCUCUGUAGAAUUGCAUGAACUGAAAGACAUUAUGACAAGUCUUGGAGAAGAGAAUUUUUCAGAUGUGGAGUUUCGAAAAAUAGUAAAAGAAGUUAAAGUAGACGGCGAGGGGAAAAUAUACUAUCAAGCUUUUACGAAAAUGAUGAAUGAAAAGCAGUAGAUUGAUUGACAGAAAAACUUUCACAGUAUGUGUUAAAAGUCGUGCAUUUAAAGAAUUUUUUUAAAAACGUUUAUAAAUAAUAAUAAUAAUGUAUUUUGAAUAAUUGUCAAUUUAUGAAUGAAUUUAAGACAUUUAUAUUUAA